GAUCUCGAGAGAGUGAUGAGUCUGGCGAGCUUUCCAGACGGACACGCGCAGAAGCGGCAGCGACGACGUGAGUGCGUGCGCUGCGUGUCUGAAGAGCCGUGUGGGCGGGAGCAGGAUCAGGUAGGGGUGGGGGAGAAGCCCUUAGUCCACGAGUUACGGAAGCCGGCGGGGAAUCGUUGCCCCUUCGCCACAGUCCAGUCGUUCCCGAUGCCCAGCGCCAGCCGCCAGAGUCAAGAGAAGCCGCGGGAGAUCAUGGAAGCGGCGGAAGAUUAUGCCAAAGAAAGAUACGGAAUAUCUUCAAUGAUACAAUCACAAGAGAAACCAGAUCGAAUUUUGGUUCGAGUUAAAGACCUGACAGUACAAAAAGCUGAUGAAGUAGUUUGGGUUCGUGCCAGAAUUCAUACAAGCAGAGCUAAAGGGAAGCAAUGUUUCUUAGUACUACGUCAGCAGCAGUUUAAUGUCCAGGCUCUUGUGGCUGUGGGAGACCAUGCAAGCAAGCAGAUGGUAAAAUUUGCUGCCAACAUCAACAAAGAGAGCAUCGUGGAUGUAGAAGGUGUUGUGAGAAAAGUGAAUCAGAAAAUUGGAAGCUGUACACAGCAAGAUGUUGAGCUUCAUGUUCAAAGGAUUUAUGUGAUUAGUUUGGCUGAACCCCGCCUGCCCUUACAGCUGGAUGAUGCAGUUCGACCUGAAGUGGAGGGAGAAGAGGAAGGAAGAGCUACUGUUAAUCAGGAUACAAGACUAGAUAACAGAGUCAUCGAUCUUAGGACUUCAACUAGUCAGGCAAUCUUCUGUCUCCAGUCCGGUAUCUGCCACCUCUUCCGUGAAACUCUAAUUCAGAAAGGGUUUGUAGAAAUCCAAACCCCCAAAAUCAUUUCAGCUGCCAGUGAAGGAGGAGCCAAUGUAUUUACUGUAUCAUAUUUUAAAAGCAAUGCAUACCUGGCUCAGUCCCCACAGCUAUAUAAACAGAUGUGUAUUUGUGCUGAUUUUGAAAAGGUUUUCUGUAUUGGACCAGUAUUCAGAGCCGAAGACUCUAAUACACAUAGGCAUCUGACAGAAUUUGUUGGUUUGGACAUUGAAAUGGCUUUUAAUUACCAUUACCAUGAAGUAGUAGAUGAAAUUGCUGACACAUUGGUACAAAUAUUUAAAGGACUUCAGGAAAGGUUUCAAACUGAAAUUCAGAUGGUAAACAGACAGUUCCCAUGUGAGCCUUUCAAAUUUUUGGAACCAACCUUGAGACUAGAAUAUCGUGAGGCUUUGGCUCUGCUCAGGGAAGCUGGAGUGGACAUGGGAGAUGAAGAAGAUUUGAGUACUCCAAAUGAGAAACUCUUGGGUCGUUUGGUAAAAGAAAAGUAUGAUACUGAUUUUUAUAUUCUUGACAAAUAUCCUUUGGCUGUACGACCUUUCUAUACUAUGCCUGACCCAAGAAAUUCUAAACAAUCAAACUCCUAUGACAUGUUCAUGAGAGGGGAAGAGAUCCUAUCUGGAGCACAGAGAAUUCAUGAUCCUCAGCUGCUAACAGAGAGGGCUUUACAUCAUGGAAUUGACCUGGAGAAAAUAAAGGCUUACAUCGAUUCCUUCCGAUUUGGAGCCCCUCCUCAUGCGGGUGGUGGCAUUGGGUUGGAGCGAGUUACAAUGUUGUACCUGGGAUUACACAAUGUUCGUCAAACAUCCAUGUUUCCCCGUGAUCCCAAAAGAUUAACACCUUAGGGAAAAUUGCUUUUUAUUCUGUCCAGUAACCUGCUUUGAUCAGGCUGUUUGAGUACUCAGAAUAUGCAAUAGAAUAAAUAUCUUAUCUUCUAAA
Messenger RNA from Vombatus ursinus (common wombat), 1801 nucleotides. It is a transcript of the gene DARS1, whose product is annotated as aspartyl-tRNA synthetase. Gene Ontology annotation, molecular function: ATP binding; RNA binding; aspartate-tRNA ligase activity. Gene Ontology annotation, cellular component: cytoplasm; cytosol; aminoacyl-tRNA synthetase multienzyme complex. Bases 16 to 1707 code for a protein of 563 amino acids. Lineage: Eukaryota; Metazoa; Chordata; Mammalia; Diprotodontia; Vombatidae. The transcript is spliced from 16 exons. Gene Ontology annotation, biological process: aspartyl-tRNA aminoacylation. The record is from RefSeq and is a predicted model, not a curated record.